GGAGUAGAAAAAAGUUUGUAUACUGUUAGAGUGAUCAAGUACCCAGAAGAAGAUAAAUUAUUAAAUUACUUUAUUAAUUUGACCCUCAACAUUUAUUUGUGGAUGAAAUGGAUCCCAUGAGCUGAGUUACAUAUUGUUAUUAGUCAUUCUUGAUGAGAACCCAAAGUUUUAAGGUCUUGUGGUUAGGCUCUCUCUCUCUCUCUCUCUCUCUUCCUUUUCUUUCUUCUUUUUUCUUUGAGAGAGAGAGAGUUGGCCCUUGGCUUAUCGCAUAUAAUUUCCUUUCUUAGAUUGAAUAAUUUUGAUGUUAUAAGAUUAACAAAAGAAUCAAAUGUGAAUGGUUAGUUUUUGCACAACCCCUAACAUUUACCUAACAACAUUUUGCUACGAGGGGACAUCUAACGUGUCUGAUUCUGCAACUAGUACUUCUAUUAUAUGCUUGUAAGAUGGUCACCAGGUUUUAUUAUUAGGCCAUAUAUGGAUCUGAUUACAUUCAUCGAAGACAGUUGGUGCUGGCCUGAUGGAUUGUUGGGAAGACAACCAGGGCGAAAGCCCUCGUGCAUUGUACAUUAAUUUAUAGGUUAAUGCAUCACAGACAUAAUCUGAUUCCUAUCACCUGGAAAUCAGACUAAAGAAGAGAAAUGAGCAGAGCUUGUCUGGAAAAAUCAUUACAAGAGCCAUUUUGCUAGCCAAGACCCAUAUUGACAUCACAUGGGAAGCACAGGUGGCCAAGAUUCUUGGUGUCUCCCAUCUUCUCCAGAGGUGUUGGUUUAUAAGCAAGAGGACUCCAAGGACUAGAGCCAAAGCAUCAUCCUUCUCUCUCUAGUUUUCUCUUCUGAUACAAACAGAGAAACCACUGCAAAAAAAAGAAGAGCAAGAAUGGCUGCUGUGGUGCCAGACCAAUGCGUCCGACUUCGAUCCAUCAGCAUGCCAUCCAGAUCCCACCCCCUUGCCCUCCAAGUUGAAGAAGAGUUGCACAAGCUAAAGACUUGUGUAGCUUCAUCCUCUUUAACAAGCCAGAUGACGGGAGAUGCAUUGAGAGGUCUAGGAGAUUUGUACAACUGCAUGGAGGAGCUUCUUCACCUGCCACACAACCAGCAAUCCCUCUCCCAUCUCCCACAGAAGAGAUGGGUGGAAGAGGAACUGGAUGGAUCUGUGAGGUUGUUGGACUUGUGUGGUGCCACAAGGGACAGCCUGGUUACAAUGAAAGAGCACAUCCAAGACCUUCAGCUAGCUCUUCGAAGAAGAGGAGAUGCAGCUAUCCAAAGCAAGAUGUAUGCUUACAUCCACUUCGGUAAGAAGGCACAGAAGGAUCUCAAGAAUUGUGUAAGAUCAUUGAAGAAAACGGAUAACAGAGCUGCGUCCUCUUCAGCUGUCAAUAUGGAUUCUGAGCUAUCAAUGGUGGUUCAGGUGCUGACAGAAGCAAAGGAGAUCAGCAUUUCUCUACUGAAAUCUAUCUUAUCUAAUUUGUUCAUGGCAAGGUCAAGACCAAAGGCUAGCAGGUGGUCUUUAAUUUCAAAGGCUUUGCAGAAGAAGAAAAUUGAUUGUGAGGAGCAUGAAAAUACGAGUCACUUAGAGGCAUUGGAAGUCACCAUUGGAGAUCUCGAGACUGGAUUAGAAUGUCUGUUCAGGCGACUAGUCCAAAAUAGAGUCUCCCUUCUUAACAUCCUCAGCCUAUAGAAAUCUUAUGAGACCUUGUUACCAUACAGACACUGCUAUUUGCAUCCAAUUUUUGAAGGAUUUGCUAGUGACUUUGUAAUUGAUCCAAUUUCGUAGAUGAGUUGGAAUGUAUAGCAUACUGUUCUUAAUCAUAUCAAGAAAUUCAAAUUUCAAUA
Messenger RNA from Phoenix dactylifera (date palm), 1832 nucleotides. NCBI's taxonomy places the organism in Eukaryota, Viridiplantae, Streptophyta, Magnoliopsida, Arecales, Arecaceae. The record is from RefSeq and is a predicted model, not a curated record.